UGAAGGUUGGACCGAGUAGUAGCAGCAGCACGGAGCCGGACACUCAGGCCUAGCACCGUGACAUGAGUGCAUUCAGCCUGUGACCCGGGCGCCCCCUACACCCGCGCUCUGCUGUCACCGCUAUAGAGCACCCGCACAGCCAGGGGGCACCUCCGAUGUGGCGUAGCGCGGCUGUCCCAGCAGCAGCGCCCCACUCUUCCUCCUCCCAAUCAGGCCACCGGGGAGCUCCCGCCUCCUCCUCCCACCAUGCCGGGACCUCCUCCCAGCCAUCCCCCGUCAGUGCGGAUUGGGAUGAGAUGGCGAGAGGGCGGCUGCUGAGGAGGAGGAUGGAGGCGACGCUCCAUAGCACGGAGCGGCCGCUGUCCCUUCUCAUCAUCACCCUGUCAUUGUAUGCAUCCAGCGGCCACGCACAGACCGACAGCCCGCCGCACCCCAGCCGGCCCUAUGACGUGUUGCUCAAACAGAACCUGGUGCUGCUGGGAAGCAUCUUCAGUGUCCUGCUUAUUGCCAUGGUCCUGCUGGCUGUCUGUGUGUACAAACCAAUCAGGAGGCGGUAGGAGCAAUAUGGACAAACCUGCUGAACACAAGAAGUGACCAUCUCAGACCCUUGGGCAUGCUGGGAAUAGCUACUUUUCUCUGGUCAUGGCAGAGCUAGUCUUUAUGCUCCAUUUUGUAUGCUGCUGCUAGUGUUUUUCUAAUAAGUUUAUUACUUCAGAAAUAGAACUUACCCUACAGUUA
Molecule: messenger RNA, 738 nt
Organism: Pseudophryne corroboree (corroboree frog)
Lineage: Eukaryota; Metazoa; Chordata; Amphibia; Anura; Myobatrachidae
Gene: C1H12orf76
Product: chromosome 1 C12orf76 homolog
Exons: 2
Coding region: 156-557 (133 amino acids)
Source: RefSeq, a predicted model, not a curated record